AUGUGGCUCAAAUCAGCAGUCUCGCGCUGCUGCCGAAUCACCAGUAGCAAGACUGGUGCUUGUGUUGCAGGAAAGAGGUCUAUGGGCCUCGAGCCCAAUGGGGGCGAGGCGACCGACGCGAAGAAGGACGUAGAGGAAGCCCAGGUUACGCCAGGGUAUGGUGAUGGCACUGGGUACUGGAAUAAAAGGUACCGCGCUGAUCCGGCGCCCUUUGAAUGGCUGGAAAGCUUCGUUGAGCUCGAAAGCCUCAUCAAAGAGGCAACGACCGGCAGACUGGAUGCCGCCAUUCUCCACGUGGGCUGCGGCAACUCGCUGCUGCCCGAAGCCAUGUAUGACCACGGAUAUAAGGACAUCACCAACAUAGACAAUGCCGAGGUAUGCAUACAGCAGAUGGCAACCAGGAACAAGACCAUUCGACCUGAGCUGAAAUGGCUAGAGAUGGACGCCACCUCUACAGGCUUGUCGGAGAGCAGCUUCGACACUGUGAUUGACAAGAGUGUCCUAGAUACGUUUGCUUGCGGUGCAAAGAGUGCUCAGACCGCGUGGCACGUGCGACCACCCCAGCUGCUUGAACAGAGUCGCGGGGCGUACGCCACUUGCGUGCUUUGUUUGCUGACGAUCAUAUUGGCAGGCCUUUUGCUUUGCACGCUUCACACCUUUGGAAUUGUGGCAUCUGCUGAUACCAGCCGAUGUCCACAGGAUUUCUUGGGGAGAUAUGCGGGAUGCCAAGCGCGACAAGACAUCAAAGCACUGUUAAGUUUUGUGCUUGGCACUUUGGUGAUUGUGGCUACUCCAGGUCCAUGGUCUCCGGAGCUUUCAAGCUCAAUGGCUCAGGGAAACAUGCGUGACACCCUAUUGUACUUCAGAUUGCUCGCAGCAGAGCUGAGCGAAAAGAAUGUGCUAGUCGCACUUACCGGGGAGUUGCCUCGUGAUUCACGGCUCAGGGUGGAGUACUUCAAGGGCAAAGGGCUGAAUUUCGCCAUCAAACAGGUGCCAAUCCCUGUGAAGAUCCCAGGUGGAAGUGUCCACUAUGCGUAUUUGCUGCGGAAGGGGGUGACCGGAAGGCCUUGA
This is a messenger RNA of Cladocopium goreaui, 1071 nucleotides long. Lineage: Eukaryota; Dinophyceae; Suessiales; Symbiodiniaceae. The record is from the annotation of a GenBank genome assembly.